Messenger RNA from Aspergillus calidoustus, 4203 nucleotides. The record is from the annotation of a GenBank genome assembly. NCBI's taxonomy places the organism in Eukaryota, Fungi, Ascomycota, Eurotiomycetes, Eurotiales, Aspergillaceae.
AUGCCCAAUCGACACGGUAUUGUUCCGAUUCAACCGUAUCGUCUACACCGGACGCAAAUGCCUCCUCGUGGCGCCGACGACGGAACCAACCCUCUUCUAGUCCGAACUGAUCGCGGGCCCGAGUCAUCCGGACCGCGUCGUGGAGCUGGUAACGAAGCCUUUACUGAUUGGGUACACGGUAUGGAGCCGGUCUCAACUGGACGUUAUCUCCCUAUGGAUAGCCCAGUAAGCUUCAUGCAUGCUAUCAUGCAAGCCAUCGGCCAGGGUGGACCAGGCUUGGGCGUCAUCAGUCGCCCUGACGGCAUCCAUGUUCACCUUGAUAGAAAUACUAUUCUGCCAAACCGCAUCCAGGGCAUCCAGGAUAUUUUCGGGUUGGGCAGAACCCAGGCUCCCCCACCACGGACUCGAGACGAUCCUUCUCAGGCAGUUAGUUUUGCCUUGGCAACAACUAGAAGCCGCUGGCAAGAAGAAUCUCGUAUCCUCUUCAACAGCGGUUAUCUUGAAAAGACCCAGCGCGUCCUCAACUCGCUACUUAAGAUUCUCGUACCCCCGGCUAUCGAGGAGAAUAAGCAGCGGGAAGAAGAGCGUAAACGCCAAGAGGCGGAACGUGCAGAGCGUGAACGUCAGGAACGCCUAGCCAAGGAAGAGGAAGAGAAAGAGCGGAAACGUAAGGAGGAGGAGGAGGAGGAGGAGGAGGAGGAGGAGGAGGAGGAGGAAAGUGCUCGCCAGCAACAGGAAAGAGAACAACAGCAGGAGGUCGAGCGCCAGGCGUCAGACGUCGUUCCGGAACCAAUGGAUGAUGUACAGCAAACUAACACGGCUGCUGAAGCAAGCGCCACAACACAGCAGAGUCAGCCUGAACCUGGUCCAUCUGAGCCAGCUCAGCGGGUACAUACAACCAUAAGGGGCCGCCAGCUCGAUAUCACGGGCAUGGAGAUCGAUCCGGAAUAUCUUGAAGCACUACCUGAAGAGUUACGGGAGGAAGUUAUCAUGCAGCAACUGGCGGAACAACGGUCCCAGGCAGCGGCCGCUGGCGAAGAGCCUAGUGAAAUUAACCCUGAAUUCCUCGAAGCACUGCCUGCUGAGAUACGCGAAGAGCUUCUCCAGCAGGAAGCAGCCGACCGCCGCCGCAGAGAACGUGAAAGUGCCCGCAGGCAAACAGGAACUGGUGGUACUCCUGCGCAUGCUGAAGAGAUGGACCCGGCCAGCUUCCUCGCGACUCUCGACCCAAAUCUACGGCAAGCCGUCCUCGCUGACCAGACCGAAGACAUUCUCGCAAGUCUUGGCCCUGAAUUUGUUACAGAAGCCCGUGCGAUUCCUGGGACGAGAGGGAGACUUGCUCAAUUUGGCGAUAUCUCACGCAUGGAUCAUCGCCACAGACCAAAUCAAGCGAAUGACCAAGAACCCAAGAAACAGCAACGACGUCAGAUUGUUCAGAUGCUAGACAAAGCUGGGGUCGCAACGUUACUUCGCUUGAUGUUCAUGCCCCUCCAAGGAAAUGCGCGCCAUCAGCUUAAUGACAUCCUUCAUAACGUUUGCGAGAACCGCCAAAACCGGAUUGAAGUCAUCAGCCUACUUCUUUCUGUCUUGCAGGAUGGGAGCACUGACGUGUCUGCGAUCGAAAGGAGUUUCGCUCAGCUCUCGCUUCGUGCCAAACCUUCGGCCGUACAGAAAACUCCACAGUCUGUCAAGCGAAGCCUAAGCUUCCAGUCGUCGUCAAACGUCAGCAAUGAAGUGACUCCGAUAAUGGUUGUACAGCAAUGUCUGGGGACACUCUCAUUUCUGUCCCAGUAUAAUCCCCACAUUGCGUGGUUCUUCUUAACGGAGCACGAUCCGGCGUCCGCCCUGAAGCUGAAAUCAUUCCGCAAGGGAAAGGGCAAGGAGAACAAAGCCAACAAAUUUGCAAUCAACGCUUUGCUCUCAUUGCUAGACCGAAAAUUGAUCCUGGAAAGCCCCAGCUGCAUGGAGCAACUAUCUAGCUUACUUGCCAAUAUCACUCAGCCCCUAACUCUACUGCUUCGCCGUGAGAAAGAAAAACAAGCGGAGGAAGACAAAGGCAAACAGCCUGAGCGUGCCGAGGGCGAGCAGCCAAGCCAGCCUCAGCAAACACAACCUACCGAAACAACGGAAGUUAUAGAACCUGCGGUGGACACGAAUAUGGUUGACGCGCCCCCGGCUACUGAAAGUGCAGACUCACAAGGUGCAGCAGCAAUGGACCAGCCUCAAGAGAACCCCUCAACAGACGCCAAGGCAGAGAACGUAAAGGGUGAAGAUGAGAAACAUAAGAGGCGGACGAUCGAGCCUCCUGUAAUCCCCGACUUCAACUUCAAAUUGGUUGUCCACGUUCUUGCAGCGCGCGAGUGCAACGGAAAGAUCUUCAGGGACACUCUUUCGACUAUCAACAACCUGUCUGCUGUUCCUGGCGCUCGGGACAUCAUUGGAAAUGAGCUUGUCAAUCAGGCUCAGACUUUGAGCACGACGAUUCUUCUCGAUCUGGAUGAGUUGAUUUCGCACAUUCAUGAAGCCCAAACUGGAACAGAUAUGCAGGGAUUGGCACUCGCAAAGUUUUCUCCAGCCAGCUCCGAUCAGGCCAAGCUGCUUCGUGUGCUAACAGCGCUUGACUAUCUCUUUGAUCCGAAUCGUGCAGACAAGGCCAAGGGGACUGAUUCUGAUGGCACAGUAAGAGGGGAUGUCCUCCAGACGUUGUAUGAGAGUUCAACUUUUGGGCCCUUGUGGACCAGACUCAGCGAAUGUUUGACCCUCGUUCGUCAGAAGGAGAACAUGAUGAACGUGGCGACAAUUCUUCUACCUUUGGUCGAAGCUUUGAUGGUCGUUUGCAAGAACACCACUCUCAAAGACACGUCUGUUGUUCGCAAUAGCCGGGAACUGUCCGUGUCAAGCACAUCUGGCGACGCAGGCCUGAGCAUGGAAAGUCUUUUCUUCAAGUUUACGGAAGAACACCGCAAGAUCUUGAACGAACUGGUCCGGCAAAACCCACGCCUGAUGAGUGGAACAUUCUCACUACUGGUCAAGAACCCUAAGGUCUUGGAAUUUGACAAUAAGCGAAACUACUUCACUCGCCGACUCCAUUCCCGCGGUGCUGAGCCGCGUCACCCCCAUCCUCCCCUUCAACUGGCCGUGAGGAGAGAUCAGGUCUUCCUGGACUCCUUCAAGUCCUUGUAUUUCAAGAAUGCCGACGAAUUGAAAUACGGAAAACUGAACGUUCGUUUCCAUGGAGAAGAGGGUGUUGAUGCCGGCGGCGUUACGAGGGAAUGGUUCCAAGUCCUCGCUCGUGGCAUGUUCAAUCCAGAUUACGCACUCUUCAUCCCAGUCGCGGCCGACAGGACCACCUUCCACCCCAACAGAUUGAGUGGCGUCAACCCUGAGCAUCUGAUGUUCUUCAAGUUCAUCGGGCGUAUUAUUGGUAAAGCCCUGUACGAGGGACGCGUGCUUGACUGCCAUUUCAGUCGAGCAGUCUACAAAUGUAUCCUCGGCCGAAACGUGUCCAUCAAGGACAUGGAGACCCUUGAUCUGGACUACUACAAGUCACUUCUCUGGAUGCUCGAGAACGACAUUACGGACAUCAUUACAGAGACUUUCGCCGUUGAGACAGAUGACUUUGGGGAGAAGCAGGUCAUUGACUUGAUCGAAAAUGGGCGAAACAUCCCGGUGACUCAAGAGAACAAGGAAGAAUACGUGCAGAAGGUGGUAGAUUACCGCCUGGUCGUCUCCGUUCGGGAGCAGUUGGACAACUUCCUCAUAGGGUUUCACGAGAUUAUCCCACCGGAGUUGAUCUCUAUCUUUAAUGAGCAGGAGCUGGAGUUGUUGAUUUCCGGUCUCCCUGAGAUUGAAGUGGAUGACUGGAAGGCGAACACAGAGUACCACAACUACUCUGCUUCGUCCCCUCAAAUCCAGUGGUUCUGGCGAGCCGUACGCUCAUUCGAUAAAGAAGAACGCGCCAAAUUGCUGCAGUUUGUCACCGGCACCAGUAAAGUGCCUCUCAAUGGCUUCAAGGAGCUCGAGGGCAUGAAUGGUGUCAGCAGAUUCAACAUCCACCGUGACUACGGAAACAAGGAUCGCUUGCCAAGUUCGCACACAUGUUUUAACCAACUUGAUCUCCCCGAAUACGAUAGCUACGAAACUUUGCGGCAGCGCUUGUACAUUGCCAUGACCACGGGUAGUGAAUAUUUCGGGUUCGCAUAA